CAAAUUUUUGCCACAUGCACCAACUCCAGUUUUAAUGCUGUGGGGGAUCUGCAGGAAAGGCUGACACUUUGACCUUGGAGCUGUGUAGGCCCAGGUUUUGGAGACCCUAAAAAAGAAGAUCGGAUGGGAGCUGAAGGAACUGCAGUUCCAGCUGCUUCCCCACGCCAACAAGUGAGCUCAGAUCAGCAACAAGAUGUUCAUAUUCCACAGUGCGACCUGCACCAACCUUCAAACUAAAAAAUAUGACUACUCCUUUCAGGUGUCAGGCAUAGUGUCUCCUGUGGCCCUUACUACCCAGAACUAUACAAGGAAGGGAAAUAUAAGUCCAGUUCAUCUGAAUUGACAUAAUACAAAGCCACCAGAACUCUAGUCAAUUGAUUUUUGUAUUUAUGUGUGAAUUGGUUUUUAUUGGUUUGGGAAAUGUCACUAUGGGGUUUGACCUUUCUGUACCAGGAAUGCUCAUUCUAAUCAUCCUGAGACGGUUUUUGGAACUUUUUUUCUUUUUAUUGGCACUGCUCUUGCCACCAGCAGCCUCUUCAGGCCCACUGCUGACCCACUCCUCCUAAGAAGAGAAUUUCCGCCUUUUCUUGGAGAUACUCCUGCUGCCUGCCUCUUUUGGAUCACUACCUGUUUCCUCCUUGGACGAAGAUUUCUUCCUUUUGGGAAGACUUGUGCUGCCAGCUGCCUCUGCAAGAAAAUUGCUGUUUUUCAUCCUUUAGUAAAAGAUUCAGAACAUCUAUUCUUCAACCCCGUCGUCCCCUAAAAUCAUACACAGGUGUUAUAAAUUCUAAGGGUACUAGAAAUGAAAACAAGAAUAUACUGUUUGUUCCUAAUGGCUUUUAGUAUAUAUUAACAUAUUGUUUAUGAUGGCAUCUGAGACUGAGAAGACUCAUGCUUUAUUGCAGUCUUGUAGCACUGAGUCUCUUAUUUCUAGCCUUGGUCUGGGGAUAUUUUGCUUAGUAGCUGACAAACUUCUUCAAUUUUCCAUAAUCCAACAAAAUGACUGGCUUCGUGCCCUCUCAGAUAAUGCAGUACAUUGUGUGAUUGGCAUGUGGUCAUGGGCAAUAGUCAUUGGAAUCAAGAAGAAGACUGACUUUGGAGAAAUCAUUUUGGCUGGAUUUUUAGCCUCUGUUAUUGAUGUGGACCACUUUCUUCUAGCUAGAUCUCUGUCUUUAAAGGCAGCUUUGAGUCUUCCACGAAGACCUUUCUUUCACUGCUCUACUGUGAUACCCAUUGUGGUUCUGAUCCUGAAGCUUACUAUGCACCUUUUCAAGCUCAAAGAUUCAUGGUGUUUUCUUCCUUGGAUGUUAUUCAUAUCCUGGACCUCGCACCAUAUUCGAGAUGGAAUUCGUCACGGCUUGUGGAUGUGCCCUUUUGGAAAAACUUCUCCUUUGCCAUUCUGGCUUUAUGUGAUAACCACAUCAUCUUUACCUCAUAUCUGUUCAUUUGCUAUGUAUUUAACAGGGACCAGACAAGUGAUGUCUUCAAAACAUGGAAUUCAUAUUGAUGUCUGAUGUAACUACAUGGCUCAUAGAGAAGCAAAUGGUUCAGAUGAUGAUAAUGAAGGGUAGCCAACAUUAAAGUGAAUUUUUAAAACACA
Marmota flaviventris (yellow-bellied marmot) is the source of this 1600-nucleotide messenger RNA. It is a transcript of the gene Tmem267, whose product is annotated as transmembrane protein 267. Lineage: Eukaryota; Metazoa; Chordata; Mammalia; Rodentia; Sciuridae. The record is from RefSeq and is a predicted model, not a curated record.